Messenger RNA from Acanthopagrus latus (yellowfin seabream), 2589 nucleotides. RefSeq names its product CD276 antigen homolog. Bases 115 to 1023 code for a protein of 302 amino acids. The record is from RefSeq and is a predicted model, not a curated record. Lineage: Eukaryota; Metazoa; Chordata; Actinopteri; Spariformes; Sparidae. The transcript has 7 exons.
UCACUGCUUGCAGGCGGGGAAACUGCAACAGUUUGUGAUGAACCAAUCAGCGUGUUGAAGAUUUCUGUGAAGCUCCGUCAUAUAGAGGCUCCAUCAGUGAGGUGAAGUCCUCAGAUGACAUCAACAACUAUGGAGCUUCUUCCUCUCGUGUGUCUCUGUCUGCUGAGCUGCUCUGGAGACGCUGACAGAGUGGUCGUGGAAGAAGACAGUGAUGCUGUUUUACCCUGUUUCAUCAGCCCCAAGAAGGACCUCACAGGGCAGGUCUUUGACUGGAAGAAAGGCAGUGAGGAUGUAUUCAUACAUUAUUCAGACGGCAGCACAACUCAUGGUCGGGACUUCACAGAUCGAGUCUCACAUUUUCAAGAUCAGCUGCAGAACGGCGACGCCUCCAUAAAGAUCAAGAAAACAAAGAAAACUGACAGCGGGACCUACAGCUGCAUUUUCCCACAUCUUCAGAGUCAAACAUCCAUCAUCGAGCUUGUUGUUGAUCAAGUCUUAAGAGACAGAACAGGUGAAAAAUCAGGUUUAGCUCCAGAGCCAGUUAUCAAGAUACUUGAGAUGACAAAGGACUGGGCUCUGCUGCAGUGUGAAGCUCACGGUGUUCCACGUCCUACAAUAAAGUGGGAGAACAGUGAAAACAAAACUCUUCCUGCUGAGGAGCCAAAGAUCUCAGACAGAGGAGAUCGAUUUUACAUCACUGGCAAGAUUACUGUGAACAAGACCGACAACUAUCGCUGUGUAGCUACACAGGAGACACUCAGCCAUCAGAUUGCUGCUGUGACCUCUGUGUAUAUUCAAGGACUUUCUGCUGGAGUGAUCGCUGGUUAUGUGGUUCUCAGCAUCCUUUUAGGUGUUCCAGCUGUGCUUUACAUCAGGCAUCGUGUAAAAAAACAUCAUAAGAAAGGUUCAAGACCAAACACAGCCAACGGACGAACAGAUACCUCUGAACGACCAAGUAAUUUAGAACUACUUUCUGAUUCAGAUCCUGCUGAAUCGAUUGAAAAUCAUUCAGCACCAGUUUGAGUCUCAGAUGAUGCUGAAUGACAGUGAGAACAUCUUGUCUGGUCACUUAUCUCCGUUUGAGGAGUAAAACCUGGUUUCAACAUUAAACUGAGUCUCAGGUUCAGGUGAGGAUUGGUGUUGUGUUGCAGCAGAUAGUUGUGAUGGUAGAAGAAGGUUGUUUGUGUGACGAUGUGCAUGUAGCUCAUUCUGCUGUCAUCACUAUGUUACCACGGCAACAAUCUCUCCCUGAACUGUCCUCAUGUCCUGAAGCUCAUCCAGAUCAUAGACAGUGAGAUCUUACAGUUAAUACAUUUAUAUAAAAAUAAAUACACAUAAUCAGUCCUCGUCUUUAUCUCACAGCACUCAGUCACAAAUAGUGUCCAAGUCAAGUGUCGGACUCAGAAUCCUGUCAGAGUAAAAAGACGUCAGUCGCUCUGACACGUUUGUCUGAUGGCUGAACAACAUCUGAACCGACUCACUUCCUGAAACCAACAAACCAACAUUCACAUCCACUUCAAGUAGUGACUGACCAACACAGGAAGUCUGCAGGGUUUGAACUUUUCUCUCAAGCUGGAUUUUAAUUCUUCACACAACUUUUUCUUUCACGUCUCUGUUCAACAGAGUUCAACUGACAGUAAAGAUCGUCUGAACGUAGUCGUUGACUCUGUUAUUAAUGUUGUUGAGGACAAAGACGAGCUCUUUCUCUCUGUUCUAUGUUGCUUUUAUUCUUUUAUUUUUAUACUCUGAUGAUCUGAUGCGUCUCAUUUUGAAUGAGGGCAGCAGUGAUGUAUAAAUGCGUCUAUUUACCAAAUAUUAUCAGACUGCUUGUAGAGCUUAAAGCUCCUGACUGAGCUCCACAUGUGCUUUAAAACAUCAGACUUCACUGAACUGAAGCUGCUGUUAACACUGUCAGUCACUGUCAACAUUUUGUAGCUACCAGUUAAUAUAAUGUGACACUUAUAUAUAUUUUUAUAUUUGUGUUUUUGGUAUUAUUGGACUAUUAUCUGGCCCAAAAAAAUAUUCCCAUGUUAAAUCAUAAUCAUGACAUAAACUCAAUGUUUUGACAUAAAACAUCAAAAUUAGUCAAUGAAAAAUUCAAAAUUAUUAGAGAAUAAAGUAAAAUAAAUCGACAUAAUACAUUAAAAGAAUCAAAAUUAUGGAUACAUUUUUUUCAGGUUUUCUCACAUAAUUUUGUAUUUUAUCUCAUAAUUAUUAUUUAUCGCAGGAGUAUUUUAUUUUUAUGAAGGCUCAUUUCAUUUUUAUGCUUCUAUGUAUUUGUUGAGGUGCUGAUCCAGAGUCAGUUACUAACUGAACUCUACACUCAGUGUCCAGUUUAUUAUAAUUAUAAGGUUUUAAUGUUCAGUUUGUUGUCAAAGAUUCGACUUAAUGAAGCAGUUUGGAGGCUGUUGAACUGUUGUGUCUUAUUCUGCAGCUGUUUGUAUUAUUCUGAUAUUAGUUUCAGCUGGAUGAGCCUGAUAAACUGUUGACUGAUGUUUGAAUUGUGUCUCAGAGUUCAUGUGUGUUUCUGUUGUUCACUGAUGAUGCUUUUGUCGUGUUUCAGGUCAUUAAAACAUGAAAAGUGUCAAA